AUGCAAGUAGCGACUCGGAUGAACAGUAACGACCUGCGCGUCUCCUUUGGGUUGGAUGCCAGGCUAAGAGCGGAUUCAAACAAAUUUCUCCCCACAUCCCAUUCCUCCCCCCCUCCCUCUCCCACUUUCUUGCCCAUCACUGCUUCCCCUCAUUUCCUCCUGCUUCCCCUCAUUUUCCCCCCUGCUUCUCCUCAUUUCCCCCCUUCUUCCCUUCUCUUCCUUUCCCUCCACCCCCACUUCCUAUCUCCACUUUACCCUCUCCCCCCCCUUCCUAAUCCCUCCCUUCACUCUACGCGCUUUUCUUAUCUCCCCCUUUCCCUUUCCCCCUACUUCCUAUCUCCUCUUUGUUGA
This is a messenger RNA of Closterium sp. Naga37s-1, 351 nucleotides long. NCBI's taxonomy places the organism in Eukaryota, Viridiplantae, Streptophyta, Zygnematophyceae, Desmidiales, Closteriaceae. The record is from the annotation of a GenBank genome assembly.